CGGGUUCGGGUCCGUGUCGCGCUCGGCGGGCGCGGGGAGCAGAGCGGCCCGGGGCGCGGCGGCUGCAGCGGGAGCUCCCUGAGCGCCCGCCCGCCAUGUCCAGGAAGAAGACCCCCAAGAGGAAGGGGGCCAGCGGGCCCGCUGCCUCCGCGCUGCCUGCGGCCGACGGGUCCCGGCCGGCGCGCCCAGGGACUGCACGCCCCGGCCCCCAGGCGCGGCCCAACGGACCCCCGCAGCCCGGCCGGCCCUCGCUUGGCGGCGGCGACUUCUACGACGUCGCCUUCAAGGUCAUGCUGGUGGGGGACUCAGGCGUGGGGAAGACCUGCUUACUCGUGCGCUUCAAGGACGGGGCUUUCCUGGCAGGGACCUUCAUCUCCACUGUGGGCAUCGACUUCCGGAACAAAGUUCUGGAUGUGGAUGGCAUGAAGGUGAAGCUGCAGAUCUGGGACACAGCUGGCCAGGAGCGGUUCCGGAGCGUCACCCACGCCUACUACCGCGAUGCUCAUGCACUGCUGCUGCUCUAUGAUGUCACCAACAAGGCCUCCUUUGACAAUAUCCAGGCCUGGCUGACGGAGAUCCAGGAUUACGCCCAACAGGACGUGGUGCUCAUGCUGCUGGGGAACAAGGUGGACUCUGCCCAGGAGCGUGUGGUGAAAAGGGAGGAUGGGGAGAAGUUGGCUAAGGAGUACGGGCUGCCCUUCAUGGAGACCAGCGCCAAGACAGGCCUCAACGUAGACUUGGCCUUCACAGCCGUAGCAAAGGAGUUGAAGCAGCGCUCCAUGAAGGUCCCCAGUGAGCCUCGCUUCCGGCUGCACGACUACAUCAAGAGGGAGGGCCGAGGGGCCUCCUGCUGCAGACCCUGAACCUGACUGGGCACUGCCCCUGCACAUCCUCUGGGAGGCCCCUGCAAGGCUGGACAGAGGGUCACCUGGCAGUCAACUCGAGGGCGGCUGUUUCUGGGACUCCCAGACAGAGCCUCGUCUUUCCCUAGAGCCUCAGUUCCAACAGGCUUCGCAGAGCCAGUGGGUCUGCAGCCCCUGACUCAGGGCCUUGCCCCCAAGGCCUUGAUGGAGAAGCAACGGCUUCCCGUACAGGAGACACCCCACAAUGUACAGCCCAUGCGGGGAGCCUGGUCUUGCUGCCACGGCACUCUGCUGCCCUCUCCUGGACGCGCCCAGCUUCAAGGCUGGACCCCGGUGCCAGCGCCACGUGUCCAGUGCCUAACCCCUCAAAAGCCAUGUCUUCAGCGGCACCCGCUGCCCAGGCAGGGAAAGGCCGGACUCCUGUCCGUGCCUGGGGCAGAGGGCUUCGCUGCACAUCCAAUCAUGCAUCUGUGCCCCAAGGACCAAAGCUGCCAGCCCACACACUCAGAGACUCUGGUUCAAACAUCAGCAGGGUCUUCCUCUCGUGUUGCCUGGAGGACGCCAAGUUUGCGGCUUUCUAAUACACGAACGGCAUGUGGGAAAUCAGAAACCGUCAGGGAAACUAGAUCUGCCAGCCCAGCUGAGGCCUGUGCAGAGUGAGGUCAAGCCAGGAGGCUGGCAGUGUGCUCCAGCUCAUAGGUCUUUAGCUUAAGAGUCUUUGUUUUCAGUCCUGGUGAAUAAAGUUGUGUUUUCUGGA
Messenger RNA from Panthera uncia (snow leopard), 1620 nucleotides. RefSeq names its product RAB26, member RAS oncogene family (gene RAB26). The coding region runs from base 96 to 863 and encodes 255 amino acids. The transcript has 9 exons. Gene Ontology annotation, cellular component: Golgi apparatus; endosome. Gene Ontology annotation, molecular function: GTPase activity; GTP binding. Lineage: Eukaryota; Metazoa; Chordata; Mammalia; Carnivora; Felidae. The record is from RefSeq and is a predicted model, not a curated record.